This is a messenger RNA of Lutzomyia longipalpis, 1774 nucleotides long. It is a transcript of the gene Dus3, whose product is annotated as tRNA-dihydrouridine(47) synthase [NAD(P)(+)]-like. Gene Ontology annotation, molecular function: RNA binding; flavin adenine dinucleotide binding; tRNA dihydrouridine synthase activity. Lineage: Eukaryota; Metazoa; Arthropoda; Insecta; Diptera; Psychodidae. The transcript is spliced from 3 exons. The coding region runs from base 84 to 1715 and encodes 543 amino acids. Gene Ontology annotation, biological process: tRNA processing. The record is from RefSeq and is a predicted model, not a curated record.
UAAUUUUUUCGCCACCACGUGCUUUAAUUUUCCGCUUGUUUUGUUUAUCGCAAUUUUUGCAGAGCGCUAAAUCUCCGAAAAUCAUGGAUCCAGGUGUUUGUUACAUUAAACCAGAAUUCCUGGUUGAAGUGCAGAAAAAUGCGGAGAUUAAAUUGGGCGAGUACCCGGAAAAGCAUGAUUUGGAGAAGAAAAAGAAGGGAAAAAGACGUGGACAGAAUAAGAAUCGUCCGGCACCGUAUAAGAUGAAGCGAGAAUUGCAAUUGUGCAGUAGUCUGGUAAAUGGAGAUGAUUCUAGCACCUGCACAUACCCCAAAUGUAUCUACUUGCACGACGUGAAGAAAUAUCUGGAAGAGAAGCCCAAAGAUAUCGGCGAAAGUUGCUACAUUUACUCCCAAACGGGGCACUGUCAGUACGGCCUCACAUGCCGAUAUGCUGAGAAUCAUCUGGAUGAGGAAAAGAAGAACCUGGGAGCUACGGAGGGUGUGAGAAAACCCUUCAAUCCCAUUGAUAUUGAAUUGCUGACGAUUCUCCGGAAGCGCCAAUACAAUCUCGAUCGGAGUAAGAAAAUUGUCGAGGAAGUGGAGAAGAGAAAGCUCGAGGGAUACACUCCAGACACAGAUUUAAUUCCUGAAAGGCCAGCUGAGAGGAUGCGAAUUGAUUUUCGCAAUAAGCUCUUCCUGAGCCCACUUACCACCGUUGGGAAUCUUCCCUUUCGACGUAUUUGCAAAGAAUACGGUGCUGAUGUGACUUGUGGGGAAAUGGCGUGCGUGGUGCCUCUCCUCAGUGGAGCUAAGCAAGAAUGGGCUCUGACAAAGCGACACCCCACUGAGGAUCUCUUUGGGGUACAGAUUUGCGGCAAUAAAGCCAAUUUAGUGGCGGGAGCAACGCAAAUUCUCACCGAGAAAGCCAACGUGGACUUUGUGGAUCUCAAUUUGGGCUGUCCCAUUGAUUUGAUCUACAAACAAGGGGCAGGAAGUGCCCUGAUUCGCCGACAAAAUGUCCUCGAAGGGAUUGUGAGAAGUUGCGCAGCUGUUCUUGGGGAUAAACCCUUCACCGUGAAGACAAGAACGGGAGUUUAUGCCGAUAAGAGUGUUGCCCAUGAAUUGGUGCCUAAAUUCGAGGAAUGGGGAGCCAGCUUAGUCACUAUUCACGGCCGCUCCCGGGAGCAGAGAUACACGAAAAAUGCCGAUUGGAAGUACAUUGAGGAAUGCGCAAAGGCAGCCAAGGAGAUUCCUGUGAUUGGCAAUGGGGACAUUCUCAGUUUUGAGGAUUAUCUGGAAGCAAGGGAGGCUGCUCCGCAUAUUUCGGGGGCAAUGAUUGGCCGUGGAGCACUGAUAAAACCCUGGCUCUUCCAGGAGAUCAAAGAGCAACGGCACAUGGAUCCAUCAGCAACGGAGAGAUUCGAUAUGAUGAAGAAGUUUGUCAACUAUGGGCUCGAGCACUGGGGCAGCGAUACGAAAGGUGUAGAGAAUACACGGAGAUUCCUGCUGGAAUGGCAAUCCUUCCUGUACAGAUACGUACCCUAUGGCCUCCUGGAGCAUCCUCCGCAGAAGAUCAAUGCUCGACCCAAUACCUACCGCGGGCGGGAUGAUUUGGAAACAUUGCUGGCGUCAAAUAAUUGUGCUGAUUGGAUAAAACUCAGCGAGAGACUCCUCGGUCCCGUUCCGGAUGGCUUCCAAUUCCUCCCGAAGCACAAAGCUAAUUCAUAUGGGUGAAAAAAUUGGAGAUUUUAUUCAUGCCGGCCUGAGGUAAAUAAAGGCAAGUCAAUCCAUUA